Molecule: messenger RNA, 1408 nt
Organism: Lolium perenne
Lineage: Eukaryota; Viridiplantae; Streptophyta; Magnoliopsida; Poales; Poaceae
Source: RefSeq, a predicted model, not a curated record
AUGCCUCUCCGUCGCCCGCCGAGCCGCGCCGAGCUGCGUCGACGCCCGCCGCACCUCCGCCGCACCCCCGCCCAAAGAUCCGCGUCCCUCCGCACACGCCGCCGCACCCCCGCCGUGGUCUUCUCCACCGUUUUUGCCGGCCACAACUCCCAACCGAUCGCACCCAACUCACCCAGCUCACCCACCAGUUUCUUCUUCUCCCCAAACGCACGAACAAACCACCAAUCCUUCCAAACCCUAACCAGAUCGAACCCCGCCGUCGCGGCGGCCGUGCUCGCCGCCGGCACGCACGUGCAUCCCUGGCCGGCACUACGCGUCACGCACGCCGCCGCCAGGACGCACGCACGCCCACUUCCUCCCGUCGGUGGCCGCCAGAUCCGCCGGAUCCGCCGCCGCCGACAGGAGCGCCUUCAGCGUGCCGGUGGAGGACGGACGACGGCGCGGUCGCUUUGGCACCUGAUCUUCACCACGCCGGCCUCCUCGCCUUCUUCCCCUACGACCUCGUCAAGGACGCGCGCCGCGCCGCCGCGGUCCGCGCCGACAACGGCCGGGUCUACUUCAUCUAGGAGAUCCUGCGCUUGCUCCACUACGCCGACGCGCACGUCGGCCUGCCCGUGCGGGACGUGGUCAUCGCACACGCUCAAGGCCGGCGUCGAGGUUGGUGGGCAGAUCUCGCGGGGCUCCGUCAACCUGGCCUGCCGGUGUCCGGUGCUUCUGCCAAGUCACGGAUGCUGCCGACGCCAAGCUCCCCGAGCCAGUGGCCGCAAGAUCCGCACCAAUGCCUGGCCUCUAUCCCGAUCUUCUCCUACACAAGGCCAGGCGACGCGCGCGCAGCAACCUGGGGCUUGAAGACUUGAUCAUGCAGUGGAGCUGGUUGCCGUGGCCUGGCGCGUGGUCGCGCCGGCUCCGACGAUGAGAAGAUCGGCGACCGACGAGCUCGUGCAUAGGCGCCCGGCGACCUCGUGCAAGGGCGCAGCGGAGCGAGACGGACCGUAGCGAUGCGGACUCGUGCAAGGGCGCAGCGGAGCGAGGCGGACCGUAGCGAGGCAGACUCGUGCAAGGGCGCAGCAGAGCGAGGCGGACUCGUGCAAGGGCGCAUCGGAGCAAGGUGGACCGCGGCCAGAUCCCUAGCGAAAUCGCGGAUCGCAGCCGGAUCGAGCGCACGAUGUGAAUACAAUUGCAGCCGUGAACUAUUUUUUUGUAAGCAUUGUAAUAUAUUAUAAAUAUUUCUCUUCUAAUAUAAUAGCAGCAGGCAGCAGGCCUGCUUUUUUUUGUUUUACCAAAUAAAUAGCAGUGGCGCACCAUCCACACAAUGCGCUAUUGCUAAUGAAUAUAUAGUGGCGCACUCGAUGGACACAAUGCGCCAUUGCUAAGGAAUAUAUAGUGGCGCACUGGAUAGACUUUCUAA